AAAUAAAUUUAACAUAAUGUUAUUGCGAAAGCGCCAAGUGGUGAUGUGGGUAUUACUUCGCCGAAUAAAAAAAUAACAGACCAACUUGUAAUCUAGGUAUGAUAAGAUUAAUACUAUAAAGUUAUUUUGUAUUCAUUGGGGAGUCGAGUGAAGACACUGUUAGCUAUUUUUUCGUUCAGUGCAGUGUACACAACACAUAUUUUCUAAUAACGAUUGCGAGGCCAAAUUAAUCUGAAAUGCUAUCCAGUAAGGUAAUACUCUUGGCUUACAUCUUGGUACUAGUCACACAAAAAGUGCUGUCAGCAGAACGUGAAACCUUGACAAGUGAGCAGAAAAUUAAGGAACAGCCUAUCGUGAUACAUACGCAACAAAAGAUUUAUGAGCAGCCAACAUUGCAGGAGUACCAACAGUGCCAUGCGAACCGCGACCAGUGCCUCAAAGUGUGUGAGACGACAGUUGCUCCGCAUUUGUGUAUAACAGAGUGUCCCGUAUGUCCUUUGCUACUUAACCACGACAUUGUGGUGCAAGGUGUAAACGAUACCGAUUAUCGCCUGCAGUCUCAUUUUCCUCUCAACUCCACAAAUGUUAUAAAGCUUACUAACGAAAUUCGAAACGUUAUCGAAACAAACAUGAGCAAUAUAACAGCCAUAAACGAAAACAACAUUCACAUAGACAGCAGCAAUGCUUCCACAACCGGUGGCAGAUUCGGGCUGGGCUACAAUCAGAAUGGUGCUUGUUGCAUUGUUAUGCGGCCAACGCAACGCUGCCAGCCUUCUUCGGUCGCUUCCUGUCGUCAUAAACGAAUGCGUGUUUGUGGGAAGCAAUGUAAGGCGCGAAUAAUGCAUGCCAAGCUGAAGAGACACUGUAAUAAUGGAAAACGAACCAACUGCUUCACAGGUAUUAACUACGAGCCCUCAGACAAUCACCAAACAUCGCGUUGUCACUAUCAACCAACUUGGCCUUUUGUAUCCUGUAGCUACAAAACACCAUUUGAUGUAUGUCUGCGAUGCCUCCGCUUACCGUACGGCUACAUUUUGUAUAACGGAAUUCCUCCCCAAUGCAUUCCGUGCUUCCAAAAGCCCGAUACCUAUGCCAGUUUGGACCGCAAUAUGUAUGGAUAUGUUACCAACACGAAUUUCGACGAAUUUGGCCCCAAUGGGCUCGAAAAUGAUUGGCGCAUUACGAAAAAGAAGUGUCGCUUGUUUGAUGGUUCCAUAGUUGAUUGCUUGAAGGAUGAUGUGCCUUCAGAAAAUGAGCCCCAACGUUUUGGCGAUGAAAAUGAUUCUGGCAUAAUCACCCCCAAUACUGAAGAUAUAGAGGAUAACAAUUUAAAUUAUAAUGGCAUGGAGAGGCGUCGUCGUCACAACCGUCCAGUAUUUUAUCGUUCAUCUUAUAGCCAUCGGAAUAAACCAAAGUUUUAAUAAAAGCAAUUCUUUGGUCCCUUAAUAUUCAUAUCUGUAUAUUCCCAUAUGCAGAAGUCAAUAUGUUCAUGUUUUCAAUAACAUUUUAAAUAACAUUGUUAGCGUACAUCAUUUUUUUGGGAAUGUGCGGAGAAACAAAGACUAUCAAAGACAGGGAAAGGACUGGCAGACCAAAAAAUUAUGUUCUGUUGAGAAUAUUUCUGCUGUAGCGCAAGGUAUUGCUGAAUAACCUUCAACAUCGACAUCUCGCCGUUCCACAACAAAUAGACAUUCAUUAAUUUAUGACAUCCUAUAGACGUACUCAUGCUGGGCAUUUAAAUAAUGUCAUUUUUCACGUAUAUUUUCAAUAAAAACAGUGAAACAUGAAAGAAGAUAAGUUUUUUCAUGUUUUAUUUAAAAACAACAUCUAUACCUUUUCAACUUCAAA
This is a messenger RNA of Anastrepha obliqua, 1848 nucleotides long. RefSeq lists its product as uncharacterized. The coding region runs from base 237 to 1421 and encodes 394 amino acids. The transcript has 2 exons. The record is from RefSeq and is a predicted model, not a curated record. Lineage: Eukaryota; Metazoa; Arthropoda; Insecta; Diptera; Tephritidae.